AUGUCUAGUUCGAGACGAUAUAUCAAAUUCGAUGCUGAUGUGGAAACCCCAGAGCCAAAUACUCCACUUCCCUUGAAGAAAGAUGAUCCAAAAAUCACGAAAAAGCUUUCAAGAGUAUUCUCAGAGGACUACGUAAAAACCAAAAACACAAUUCUUGAUCCUCGAGGCACAACUUUGAGUCAAUGGAAUCAAGUCUUUCUAAUUGCAGCUCUUGUUUCACUUGCUGUAGACCCUCUCUUCUUUUACUUGCCGAUAAUCAAAGAUGGAAUGUGUCUAGAUGAAGAUAUUAACCUCAAAAUAUCCCUCACUAUCAUACGUUCAAUCGUUGAUAUCUUUUAUGCAAUCAAGAUUUACAUUCGGUUUCAUACUGCUUACGUGGCACCUUCUUCCCGCUUACUUGGAAGAGGAGAGCUCAUUCUCGACUCUUCAAGUAUUUCUCAGAAGUAUCUAAGUGGUGAAUUUUGGCUCGACCUCAUGGCUACACUUCCUGUACCACAGGUAAUGACUUGGUUCCACAUUAUUGAAAAAACCGAGAUGAUAAGUACAAAAACGAGCGUUUUAUACUUUAUCAUGUUUCAAUUCGUUCUAAGGCUUUGUCUUACAUUUAGACUAGGGUCUCAAAUAUCAAAGCAAGCUGGUCUUGUGGCUAAUGUAGCUUGGGUUGGGGCUGCUUACAAUCUCGUUCUUUUCAUGUUGGCUGCUCAUGUUAUCGGAGCAAUGUGGUAUCUUUUAGCCAUUGAAAGACAAGGGUUAUGUUGGGUGGAGAUAUGCGAUAAAGAAACCGAAUGCAUGCAUAAUUAUUUCGACUGUCGUAAUGUCAAUCUCCUCCCUCGAGAAGCUUGGUUUCCCAACAGCAAUGUCUCUGUUAUAUGUACAAAUGCUGACAUCUUUCAGUAUGGAUUGGUUGAAGAUUCAGUACGUUACAGUAUCGCUUCUGCAAAUUUCUUUAAAAAAUACUCAUAUUGUCUAUGGUGGGGACUCCGAGGCUUAAGUUCAGCAGGACAAGAACUUCAAGCGAGUCCAUUUAUAGCAGAAACACACUUUUGCAUACUUAUCGGGAUCACCGGACUAGUGCUAUUUGCACUGCUGAUCGGAAACAUGCAACAAUAUCUGGAGUCAAGAACUAAACGAUUAGAGGAGUAUAGGGUGAAACGAAUGGAUACUGAACAAUGGAUGCAUCACAGACACCUCCCACAGGAAAUGAGGGAACGUGUACGCAGACAUGAUCUUUACAAAUGGAUUACAACUCGUGGGGUUGAUGAAGAAGAGAUUAUUCGAGCACUUCCUGUAGAUCUUCGGAGAGACGUCAAACGUUAUGUUUGCGCUGAGUUAGUCAGACGGGUUCCGUUAUUUGAUCAAAUGGAUGAACGAACAGUGGAUGCGAUAUGUGAGAGACUAAAACCUGUUAUAUGCAUACCUGGGACUUGUUUAGUUCGAGAAGAGGAUCAGACGAACGAGAUGCUGUUUAUAAUGCGAGGUCGUUUAGAUUCCUACACCACCGGCGGUGGUAGGUCCGGUUUCUUGAACCAGUGCGAGAUUGGUCCGGGAGACUUCUGUGGAGAAGAACUGCUGACGUGGUCACUGGACCCACGUCCGAGUGUUAUCAUCCCAUUAUCUACACGCACAGUCACCGCCAUUUCUGAGGUUGAAGCUUUCGCUCUCACUUAUAACGAUUUGAAAUUUGUCGCUACACAGUUUCGAAAGCUUCAUAGCAAGAAACUGCGACAUACUCUUAGGGUUCAUUCGCAUCAGUGGAGGACUUGGGCGGCUUGUUUUAUACAAGCGGCAUGGAAACGGUAUAAAACACGAAAAGAGUCGGCAAUGCUCAAGGCUAAAGAGACUCCUCUCACGUCUAAAAGUAGAAAGGGAGCCGGUUUAUCAUUAUUGGCAACAAGCAUAAGAAAGGGUCGGGCAUUUGAUGUUGAUGAUGUAAUUCGAAGCCCAGUGCCAAAGCCUAAGGAUCCUGAAUUUUUAGAUGAUAAGAACGAAUAA
Lactuca saligna is the source of this 1992-nucleotide messenger RNA. Lineage: Eukaryota; Viridiplantae; Streptophyta; Magnoliopsida; Asterales; Asteraceae. The record is from the annotation of a GenBank genome assembly.